UUCUCUUUCUCUCUUCCCAAUUAUCUCUCUCUCUAGCGUCAACUCUUCAAUAAUUGCACUUCAACCCCUCCAAAACCCUUUUAUCACAAAACCUCUCGCUCUUCACUCCCAAUAUCUUCAUCCAGGCACUUCUUCUUCCUCUCCUCCCUCCGAUUUUCGGUUCCUCAUUUCCAUUCCACUCGGGAAUUUUCUCCGCUUCUUCUACUACUGCAGUUUUUUCCGAUUCCAGGUCUGUUUUGGUUCUAUCAAUCGAAAUCUAGGGUUUUGUUUGACGGAAGUAGUUAGACUAUAGGGGAAGAAGAGUUGAAGCUGUGACGGAGCUUUUUCUCUUCGAUGGAGGCCACCGCCGCCGCACGUGGUGCUCCGAUGCCGAUUUCGUCUCAACAGUCUCGGAAAGAGUGGCGCGCUGUUUCAGACCAUCAUUCGGUUCGAAACGUGGGCGAUGAGGAAUUGGAACGGUCAAAGUUAGGGCAAUCAGAUGAGAGAACCAUAUAUGAGGUGCAGCGGGGAAGAGAGCCUCUUGAUGUGGACUUCUGUUCAAUUACAAUCAAUGGAAGCUCGGACCAUGAUCUCUUGCAGCAGCGGCUUCAUGAUGUGUCAAGACAAAGAGAGGAAUUGCAACACAUGGAAACUGAGCUUCGAGCUCAAAUAAUUGCUAGAUCUGAAAUGAUUGAAAUGCAAAAUAGCUUUGAUGCCCAAAUUAAGGAGCAUUCUAGUGCUGCUGCCAAACUUCAGGAGCAACUGCGUGAAAGGGAUCAGACCAUACAUGAGCUGGAACUGAAACUGGAAGAUAAAGAAAGAGAAUUACAUGCUAUCAAAUUAGACAAUGAAGCGGCUUGGGCUAAAGAAGACCUUCUCAGAGAACAGAACAAAGAACUAGCGAGCUUCAGAAGAGAGCGGGAUCAUUCCGAAGCUGAAAGAGCACAACACAUUAAGAAGUUACAUGAGCUUCAAGAACAUAUUCAAGAAAAAGAUAGGCAGCUUAUGGAGUUGCAGGAACAGCAUAGGGUUGCUCAAGAAACUAAUCUUUAUAAGGAUGAUCGACUGAGAGAAGCCCAAGCAUGGAUUUCCCGUGUCCAGGAAGUGGAUGCGCUGCAGCAAGCUGAACUGAGAGAGCGCACAGAACAAUAUAAUCAGCUCUGGCUUGGUUGUCAAAGACAGUUUGCAGAGAUGGAGAGAGUUCAUAUGCAUUCAAUACAACAGCUUCAACUCGAGCUGGCUGAUGCAAGAGAAAGAAGUGGCACUUUCACUGAUGAAUCGCGUGUUUCUCAAGAUAAUUCAAAUGACGCAUCUCGAUAUGGUCAGAAUAAUGGAAACCAACUAGAGAUGAAUGGAGGUGGCUCAUCAGGUGGAAGCAACGUGGCCCUUUCAAAUGGAAAUUCUGACAAUGCUACAUCAUUUUCUUCAACCGGCAAUGCAUCAAGUCAGGUUGAUCACAUUGCUGGUGUUCCCAUUACUCCAUCAUCUUUACUUGGGAUGCCUUCCUACCUUCCACCUGGACAGUUGACUGCUAUACAUCCAUAUGUUAUGCAUCAACAAGGGGUUGCCCAUUCUGUCCAGCCACAUGUUCCUCAAUCUCAUGUUGGGCAUUUUCAUUCUGUUCCUGCAAUGUCAUCCCUGCAACAACAAUGGUCGAACCAACAGGCCGUAUCAGAAGGUGCACAAAUAUCUCCACAAAGUGAAAUUGCUCCAUCCCAAGCUGAUCAAAACCUUGUGAGAUCAGACGAAAAUUACAACUACAAGAUGUCUGUUAAUGGACAAGCUCUUCCUGCAGAUUAUUUGGAUGUUCACAUUGGUCAACAGGCAGAUCCUAACUCUGUAAUCUCAUCAUCUACUGGGGAACAACAGGUUCUCGAGUCAAUUGAUAGAGGUUAUCGGGUUGAUUCCCAAUCUGAGCAGGAACUGAGACAAAUUUCAUCUCAUUUUCAAGAUGUAUUACGCCUGGAGUCACUUCAGCAGGGCACUGAAACUAAGGCAAAUGAGCAAACUGUUAUGAAUGGUAUUGGUGGCUUAGAGGAACAAAUUUCAACCACAGUACAAUCCAAUUCAGCUGCCAAUACAUCAGAGGCACCAGUGAAUUUUGAGGAAACUGCAUUGAAUAAUUCUAAUGAUGUAGUAUUGCCUGAAGCUUUCGCCUCUGGUGGACAGACAAAGUCGCCAACUGUGGGAAGGACUGCAGAGGUUGUUCUUCUAGAUGAAAGAUCGCUGUUGGCUUGCAUAGUCCGUACAAUUCCAGCUGGUGGUAGAAUUCGGAUAAGUUCAACGUUGCCAAAUAGACUUGGAAAGAUGCUUGCACCUUUACACUGGCACGAUUACAAGAAAAAGCAUGGAAAGCUUGAUGAAUUUGUGGCCAGCCACCCUGAUUUAUUUGUGAUCGAGGGAGAUUUUAUUCAACUUCGUGAAGGAGCACAAAAGAUGGUAGCAGCCAAUGCAGCUGCUGCAAAAGUUGCUGCAGCUGCUGCUGCAUCGUCUCCUUACUCAUCGAGUAUGCCAUCUGUGGCUGUUACUCCAAUGGCACAGAACAGACAUAAAAAGCAGAAUCAGCAACCAAAUGGGGUGUAUUUUGGCGGAGCAUCUGAGGGCUUAACAAAUGUUAAAAUCUUAAGCAAACCUAUGGAUUCUCAGCUUUUGAAUGGAGCUAAUCUUGAACGAUCAACUAUGAGCGCUACCCAAAGCCUAGGAUCGAGUAAUGGCAGAUCUAGCUCAAACACUGGACUUAAGCAGCAGCAGCAGGGCAGGUCAACUGGUGCUGUAUUUCCCUCCAGAAGAUGAAGAGAAGAAGGCGCUGCGAAAUGCCGAACCGCCGAACCGCAUAGAUAAUGUUAUCAGAAAAUCUUGCACCAGAUUGGUGAUUGAAUGAAGCUAUAGUGGACGAUCACAAAAAUUUCUUUGCAACUCAUACAAUUGUCCGAUUGAAAUUGUGUGAUGAUUUUUCUUUCUUUGUUUGAUCUAUUUUUAUUUCAAUUUUUCUUUUGAGGAAAAGCCUUAGUUUCUCGUGCGUGUCUUUUUAUCAUCUAAUGAAUGCAACUCUAUUCUUAUCUGCGCACAAAGCAAGCAAUGUUCAUGGCUCUCCACUGCUUCUGUGCGUUUGAUAGCUUUUGGUGAAUUUUUACAUUUACUAUAACGAAAAAUUGUUCUCAUC
This is a messenger RNA of Humulus lupulus (European hop), 3142 nucleotides long. RefSeq lists its product as uncharacterized. The transcript is spliced from 17 exons. Lineage: Eukaryota; Viridiplantae; Streptophyta; Magnoliopsida; Rosales; Cannabaceae. The record is from RefSeq and is a predicted model, not a curated record. Bases 334 to 2772 code for a protein of 812 amino acids.